AUGUGGUAUCGCAACAAGGAUAGGGAUGGGAACUGGUCUCAUUGGAAUCAUCAGCGGUUGUCUCAUUGGGACCAAGAAAUUGCCAAAAAAUACGCUCAAGACGAGCAUAUCCCCGAGAAUGAGGACAUAGGGUCAUCGUAUUGGCCUCAGCUUGGACCCUACUCCUCGCUGGACCCUCAAACCAUCGCCACUCAUAUGGACAUGAUGAAGAGGGCUGGCUUGGGUGUAGCUGUUGUGAGCUGGUAUCCCCCUGGUCUCCACGACCCAGCACUUGACGAUCAAAACCAAACCGUCGACAUAUUGCGAGCAUUACUACUCGAUAUCGCGUGGGCUCACGGCAUGAGAGUUGCUAUUCACUUGGAGCCAUACGAAGGCCGUACCCCUUCUACGGUACGUAAAGACUUUGAAUACAUUCACACACACUACGGGAAGCACCCAGCGCUCCACAGAGUCGCCAAUGUUCGUGACGGAACGCUUCUUCCUCUCGUAUACAUCUACGAUAGCUACCACAAUUCUCCAGAAGAAUGGGCUAGGUUGUUGACCCCGAGUGGGGACCUCUCGGUCCGCGGUAAAACCGGUUUGGACUGCACAGCGAUCUUCCUAUGGGUCGAGGCGGCCCACUCGACUUAUAUCAAAUCAGGAUUCGAUGGGUUCUAUACCUAUUUCGCAGCUGCUGGUUUCGUGUACGGCAGUACUCCGUCCAACUGGCACUACAUGGGCCGAGUCGCGCAAGAGGCUGGCAUUUACUUUAUACCGAGCGUAGGGCCAGGGUAUAUUGACGUAGAGGUGCGGCCUUGGAACUUCGCCAACACUCGCGAUCGUCGUGAUGGCCGAUACUUCGACCAUAUGUUCUCCGAGGCUGCCAGACUUCGACCGAAAAUGGCUUCUAUAACGUCCUUCAACGAGUGGCACGAGGGAACCAACAUAGAGCCCGCCCUGUACGGCAAGUCUACAGUGGCGUCAUUGACAAGGCCUGCUAGGGGCUAUUUGAACUAUGGUUCUGAUCCUGAGUUUUAUUUGACUAAAACGAAGCAAUGGGUUGAACGCAUGUUCGGACCUCCUGGUCUGGUGAUCCCGUGA
This is a messenger RNA of Perkinsus marinus ATCC 50983, 1080 nucleotides long. Its product is annotated as mannosidase, endo-alpha, putative. Gene Ontology annotation, cellular component: Golgi apparatus. Bases 1 to 1080 code for a protein of 359 amino acids. Gene Ontology annotation, molecular function: alpha-mannosidase activity. Lineage: Eukaryota; Perkinsozoa; Perkinsida; Perkinsidae. The transcript has 8 exons. The record is from RefSeq and is a predicted model, not a curated record.